AUGCUAGGUGAUAGGCAGGUGUUUAUGAACGAGCAUGUUCCCUCAAAGAGGGUGCCAACCUCAAACUCCACGGCAAAAUCCAACAAGUUGUUCUUACGCUCAACGCACACAGACGAAGCACCAUCUCCAAAUACACCACCAGAUACUUCACUUGAUACACCGAACAGCCUCAAUCCCAAGACCUUCGGCAACACGCCAACGGGGCUAGCUAGAAUUUUAUCAGCUGCAAAGUCUAACAUAAGAGAGCCUUCACACCAUGGAUGCUUCACUGUGACUACGCAAAAGCCUGUUUCCGUAGAGAUUCCAUCCGUGUGCACUGCUGAGUCGCCAGAUAUGACGUCUGGUAUAGACACAACUCGUUGGGUGCCUUUUCUGGAAAAACCGAUCGUUUCCUCGCAGUGUGAGACAAGGCAAGAUGAAUCACAAGUGUCCGGUGUGGAUGAGAUCACGAAUAAGUCCACACCCCGUGAUUAUCCGGCAUCGUUAAUGGAGCAGAAUAACCCCAUUCAAGCGACCGCCCUAGCCCAUAUGAAAGCGCCACUACUACCCAAGAAUGCGCUGCUCGAGUUGGACAGGGUUGAGAGAACUCCAUUUGAUUCACGUUUGGUAGGACCUUUGUACAAUGUGCCGCAAUUCGAUCAGCAUAUGAAUGACGAAUGGAGGCUUCUUUUUAUUCUCGAACAUGAAUGGCAUGAAAUGGAUACGCCUGUGGGCCCCAAUUCCUUGUGGGAAAGAGUCAAGGUGGCCCUCCUUUCAUGGAUGUACCCUCAGGAUUACUACUCCAAAUAUCCGUGGGCCAAAUUUACAGAACUGGUAGGGUCUGAAGCCCGGGAGCCCGAGAUGUAG
Suhomyces tanzawaensis NRRL Y-17324 is the source of this 846-nucleotide messenger RNA. RefSeq lists its product as uncharacterized. The record is from RefSeq and is a predicted model, not a curated record. The transcript has a single exon. Lineage: Eukaryota; Fungi; Ascomycota; Pichiomycetes; Serinales; Debaryomycetaceae. The coding region runs from base 1 to 846 and encodes 281 amino acids.